AUGGAGAAAGAUUCCUUUUGCUUACAGACCCCUCUACCAAUGACGGACUAUUCGCCAAGAAAAUUCAUCAGAGAAAUGAGAGAUACUAAGGAGUCAAGUGAUGUUAGUGACAAUAACAUGAAGGUUUCUGUAGAAGAGCAAAGACACAGUGAAAUAGCUGAAGGAACCAAUCUAGACCAGUUAACAAAUGAGAAAACACAAGCUACAGUGAGUGGGACAGUGGCAACACCUCAGAACACCUGCACCACUAACCUUAGGGGGGUCUUCGCCGUCCGUGGCAGCCAUGCUUCGGCUGCGGUGGUGCCCAGCGACAACAAGUGCUUUAAAACCGCAGCUUUCAUCAGACUCACUUCUCACGGCGUGAAUUUGAAGGUGCCCAAGACUUUGAAACCUUGUUGUUGCAGUGCUGAUUCAAAGUCUGACUUUUUCUCCGUGACGCCGUCGUACAACUCCGAUGUGGACUACCUCGGGGAAAGCACCAAAGGUGAUUUGAACGUCAAAUUGGAGCAUCUUGAGGCUUUCGGAAUUGAUGGUCAUUCUGCUUUAAAAGGUCCAAUUGAGGAAGUGGCCAGAUCAGAAGCAAGACAAGCACAGGAUUUGCUAAAAGAUUUGGGCAUUCCGAGCCCUUAUUCAUCCAGAAAUUCGCCUCGUGGAAUAUUCUGCAGCCGUACAUUGAAUCUGCGGUCCAUCAGUGCCAUUGGAUAUGAUAUGGACUAUACCUUGAUUCAUUACAAUGUGAUGGCUUGGGAAGGCAGGGCUUAUGACUACUGUAUGGAAAACCUUAGGAAUAUGGGCUUCCCUGUUGAUGGACUUGCCUUUGAUCCUGAUCUGGUAAUUAGAGGCCUUGUCAUAGACAAAGAGAAAGGAAAUUUGGUUAAAGCUGAUCGAUUUGGUUAUGUUAAAAGAGCCAUGCAUGGCACCAAAAUGUUAUCUACGCGUGCUGUGAGUGAGAUGUAUGGGAGAGAACUGGUGGACCUGCGAAAAGAGAGUCGAUGGGAGUUUCUCAAUACACUGUUUUCCGUGUCUGAAGCUGUGGCCUAUAUGCAGAUGGUUGACAGAUUGGAUGAUGGGACUAUACCAGCGGAUCUUGGCCCUCUUGAUUAUAAAGGACUAUAUAAGGCUGUUGGGAAAGCUCUGUUCUGGGCCCAUGUUGAAGGUCGCCUUAAGAGCGAGAUAAUGUCCAAGCCUGAACUUUUUGUGGAGCCUGAUCCAGAAUUACCUUUGGCACUUUUGGAUCAGAAGGAGGCUGGUAAAAAACUUCUGCUAAUUACCAACUCAGAUUAUCAUUACACAGACAAAAUGAUGCGCCAUUCUUUUAAUAGAUUCCUUCCCAAUGAUAUGGGUUGGCGAGAUCUAUUUGACAUUGUAAUUGUCUCAGCAAGAAAACCAGAGUUCUUUCAAAUGUCACACCCCAUGUAUGAAGUGGUCACAGGCGAGGGGCUUAUGCGUCCAUGUUUCAAGGCUCAAACUGGUGGUUUGUACUCAGGGGGAUGUGCACAAAUGGUUGAAAAUUCUCUAGGUAUUCAUGGAGAUGAGAUAUUGUAUGUUGGGGACCAUAUUUACACUGAUGUCAGUCAAUCCAAAGUCCAUUUGCGAUGGCGAACAGCAUUGAUUUGUAGAGAACUGGAAGAAGAGUACAAUGCCUUGAUUGGUAGCCGGAGUUAUAGAGAAUCAUUGGUGGAGCUUAUAAAUCAAAAGGAGGUUGUAGGGGAUCUCUUUAACCAACUUCGGCUGGCUCUGCAAAGGCGUAGCAGAGACCGUCCUGCUCAAACCCUUGCAGCAACUAACAUGAAUGAUGAAGACCUCACCGAUAGCAUGCAAAAGCUACUUAUUGUUAUGCAAAGACUGGAUAAGAAAAUUGCUCCGAUGCUGGAGGCAGACGGGGAGCUCUUUAAUACAAGGUGGGGUUUUCUAUCUCGUGCUGGACUAUGGGAUAAAAGCCACUUGAUGAGACAAAUUGAGAAAUAUGCCGAUAUUUAUACAUCUAGGGUGUCAAACUUUUUGAAUUAUACUCCCUUCAUGUAUUUCCGCUCUCAGGAACAGAACCUUGCGCAUGACUCGUACACAUACUAUUGUUCUCAAGUUAAUAAUCAGCGUGCUUCCUAG
Molecule: messenger RNA, 2106 nt
Organism: Sphenostylis stenocarpa
Lineage: Eukaryota; Viridiplantae; Streptophyta; Magnoliopsida; Fabales; Fabaceae
Source: the annotation of a GenBank genome assembly